Molecule: messenger RNA, 1955 nt
Organism: Caenorhabditis sp. 36 PRJEB53466
Lineage: Eukaryota; Metazoa; Nematoda; Chromadorea; Rhabditida; Rhabditidae
Source: the annotation of a GenBank genome assembly
AUGGUGUUCGACCGGCUCUUCUUCGCCUUGGUCGUUCUUUUGUUCGCCUCGACAGUCCGUUCCGAAGAGACUGCCGACGAGGAGCUGAACUACGAGUUGGACGACGGAGUCGUCGUGCUCACCGACAAGAACUUCGACGCGUUCCUCAAGAAGAACCCGAGCACACUCGUCAAAUUCUACGCGCCAUGGUUUGUAACGACGGAAAUUCGAUUUCCACAGUUUUGACACAAAUCGUUUUUCAGGUGCGGACAUUGCAAAACUCUGGCUCCAGAGUACGAGAAAGCCGCCGCGAAGGUGACGGUCCCACUGGCCAAAGUGGACGCGACAGUCGAGACGGAACUGGCGAAACGCUUCGAGGUGCCCGGAUUCCCGACUCUGAAGUUCUGGAAGGACGGACAGGGACCGAUGGAUUACGACGGAGGAAGAGAUGAGGCGUCGAUCGUCUCGUGGGUCGAGUCCCGCGUCGACCCGAACUACAAGCCGCCGCCAGAGGAGGUCGUCACUCUGACCACCGAGAACUUCGAUGAGUUCAUCUCGAACAACGAACUCGUUCUGGUUGAGUUCUAUGCUCCUUGGUGCGGACACUGCAAGAAGUUGACUCCGGAAUACGAGAAGGCCGCCCAGAAGCUGAAGGCUCAGGGAUCGAAGGUCAAGCUUGGAAAGGUCGACGCGACGGUUGAGAAGGAUCUGGGAACCAAGUACGGAGUCUCCGGAUACCCGACACUCAAGGUAAUCAGAAACGGAAGACGGUUCGACUACAAUGGACCACGUGAGGCCUUCGGAAUCGUCAAGUACAUGACCGAGCAGGCGAAACCAGCAGCCACGAAGUUGCCAAAGUUGAAGGACAUCGAGAGAUUCAUGAGCAAGGAUGACGUGACAAUCAUCGGAUUCUUCGCCACCGAAGACUCCUCUUCCUUCGAGGCCUACUCCGACGCCGCCGAGAUGCUCCGCGAGGAGUUCAAGACCAUGGGCCACACAUCCGACCCAGCCGCCUUCAAGAAAUGGGACGCCAAGCCGAACGACAUCAUCAUCUUCUACCCGCCCACCUUCCAGAGCAAAUUCGAGCCGAAGAGCAGAACUUACAACAAGGGAGCCGCCACUUCCGAGGACCUUCUGGCCUUCUUCCGCGAACACUCUGCUCCUUUGGUCGGAAAGAUGACGACGAAGAACGCAGCGAACAGAUACAACAAACGGCCACUGGUCGUUGUGUACUACAAUGCCGACUUCUCGGUGCAAUACAGAGAGGGAAGCGAGUACUGGAGACAGAAAGUGCUCACGACUGCCAACAAAUAUCAGAAGGACAAGUACAAGUUCGCCGUCGCCGACGAGGAAGAGUUCGCCAAGGAGCUCGCGGAGCUCGGGCUCGGAGACUCGGGACUCGAACACAAUGUCGUCGUGUUCGGCUACGAUGGAAAGAAGUACCCGAUGAAUCCAGACGACUUUGACGGUGAACUCGACGAGAAUCUGGAGGCGUUUAUGAAGCAGAUCAGCAGCGGAAAGGCCAAGGCUCACGUGAAGAGUGCGCCGGCGCCGAAGGACGACAAGGGACCGGUGAAGACGUUGGUCGGAUCGAACUUCAACAAGAUUGUGAACGACGAGUCGAAGGACGUGCUCAUCGAAUUCUAUGCUCCGUGGUGCGGACAUUGCAAGAGCUUCGAGCCAAAGUACAAGGAGUUGGCUCAGGCUCUGAAGAAAAGCCAACCGAAUGUGGUGCUCGCGAAGAUGGACGCGACUGUCAACGACGCUCCGAGCGAGUUUGCCGUCGAGGGAUUCCCGACAAUCUACUUUGCUCCUUCUGGAAAGAAGGUAACGGAUUUCAGGUCUCUCGGCACCCUUCUAUUCCUUAUUUUCAGAACGAACCGAUCAAGUAUUCUGGAAACCGCGACCUGGAAGACCUGAAGAAAUUCAUGACGAAACACGGUGUGAAGUCGUUCCAGAAGAAGGACGAACUCUAA